Jaculus jaculus (lesser Egyptian jerboa) is the source of this 4501-nucleotide messenger RNA. RefSeq names its product CTD small phosphatase 2 (gene Ctdsp2). Lineage: Eukaryota; Metazoa; Chordata; Mammalia; Rodentia; Dipodidae. Gene Ontology annotation, molecular function: RNA polymerase II CTD heptapeptide repeat phosphatase activity. Bases 59 to 874 code for a protein of 271 amino acids. The record is from RefSeq and is a predicted model, not a curated record. The transcript is spliced from 8 exons.
CCGCCCGCCCGCCCUCCGGUCCUCCCGCCCCGCCAGCCCGGGCCCGCGGGGUUGUUAGAUGGAACACGGCUCCAUCAUCACCCAGGCGCGGAGGGAAGACGCCCUGGUGCUCACCAAGCAAGGUCUAGUCUCCAAGUCCUCUCCUAAGAAGCCUCGUGGCCGGAACAUCUUCAAGGCCCUUUUUUGCUGUUUUCGUGCCCAGCAUGUUGGCCAGUCCAGCUCCUCCACUGAGCUCACUGCAUACAAGGAGGAAGCUAACACCAUUGCUAAGUCUGAUCUGCUCCAGUGUCUCCAGUACCAGUUUUAUCAGAUCCCUGGGACCUGCCUGCUCCCGGAGGUGACAGAAGAAGAUCAAGGAAGGAUCUGCGUGGUCAUUGACCUAGAUGAAACCCUUGUGCAUAGCUCCUUUAAACCAAUCAACAAUGCUGACUUCAUAGUGCCUGUAGAGAUUGAGGGGACCACUCACCAGGUGUACGUGCUCAAGAGGCCUUACGUGGAUGAGUUCCUGAGACGAAUGGGGGAGCUCUUUGAAUGUGUUCUCUUCACUGCCAGCCUGGCCAAGUAUGCCGACCCUGUGACAGACCUGCUGGACAGCUGUGGAGUGUUCCGGGCCCGCCUGUUCCGGGAGUCCUGUGUGUUCCACCAGGGCUGCUAUGUCAAAGACCUCAGCCGCCUGGGGAGGGACCUGAGGAAAACCCUUAUCCUGGACAAUUCACCUGCAUCUUACAUCUUCCACCCAGAGAACGCAGUACCUGUGCAGUCCUGGUUUGAUGACAUGGCAGAUACUGAGUUGCUGAACCUGAUCCCAAUCUUUGAGGAGCUGAGCGGAGCAGAUGAUGUCUACACCAUCCUUGGGCAGCUGCGGGCCCCUUAGCCUUCCUGCUUUCAAGCAGCGGCCAUCCCAGUAGGGGACUUGGCUACACUGUGCCUUUCUGAUCCUCCUGACCAACCCACGUGUGUGGAAGCUGGAGCACCUCAACAAGGAGCUUGGAAGUAGUGAAGAGUGAUUGGAAAAAGCACUAGGGCAGGUUAGAUGUGGAGUGGGCAAGUCACAGCAACAUAUCUAGAACUGCCUGCACUCAGAGUUGGGUUCCUUGGUUGUAAGUGUGAGUGUCUGGUGAACUGUGGUCCUGAGUGUGCAGGAUUCAAUGGGGGAGAAGCUGAAAGAUAAGAAUCUUCCCAAGUCAGUUGUCUCCUCCCCUGUCAUCCUGUGAGCCAUUGAGCUUUACAGAGAUGAAGACCAUCACAGGCUCCAGUGCCAAGCCACGCCCUUGCCUCAGUGUCAUAAGGCCUGUGCCAAGGAGAAAGACGGGGCUAGAGGCUGCCUUCCAAUACCCCAGGAACACACCUUUCUGAAAAUGUAGAACUUUGUCCAGCCAGCUGCUGCAGACACAAGGACAUCAUCUCCAGGAAAAAUGAGAACUUGUUUGCAGAACCAGUACUCUCACUUAGCCAUCAGGUCCUGUGGCCCACAAGCUGCACUUGCCUCUGGCCGAGGGCUGUGGGCCCUUUCUGUGUCUCCCCAAGGCUCAGGUGCUGACUGGGCCUACCUUCCUAGCCAUAGUUUUGCUCCUGUGGGGAAGGAGGUCUUCUCCUUGCCCUGGAAGAGGAAAGAUAACCGAUUUCCGUUCUUUUGACUCUGUUUUAAAAUUCUCUUUCUAAAUAUGGAGUGGUGGGCCUGGUUUGUUCUGGCAAAGCUGCCGGCCUGGGCCUGAGGUGAGUGUGGCAGGUGCUGAGGUACAGGGAGGAGUCGGACGCGGAUUGUGUGUCCCCGCCUCGCAGUUCAGCCGAGCUGCUUUCUCAAAAUCGCCCUUCAGGGAUUCUGCUUGUGCUUAUGUUUGUGCAAGGACAUUAGCUCCACAAGUUACGAAGGGCUGCCAAGCUGCCCAGUCCUUUUUGCCUGGGCAGGGCUCUUCCUAGUGUGUCUUCCGUGGGGCCCUGUCCUGACUGAGCCCUGUUCAUUCCUGCCUUCACUGUUCCUGUUUGGUUCUGUUCCUCUCCAGGGCCAUGUGAGACUUCCAGAACUAGGGGAGUAGGUGUUGCUGUCAUUUGAUUUGCCAGCCUGCUUCCAGUAACAGGAGUGAGACCUCAGACCUGAACUCUGGAGAUCUCUACUCACAAAGGUUCUAAGUAUUGAGUGCUUUAAAAAUAAGUCACAUAAUGGGAGUUUCUCUAGAAUGGAAAACAAAAGAGGAAGUGCUACUGUAAUUGGGAGCACAAGGGAGCCCCCCCCAAAAGGAGCCCCACUUCAGCAUCACUGCCUUAAUCGGGGCCUCCCCCAGGGCUGGGUAAAUUUUCUCUUACCUCUUUCUAGGGUGGGAGUUCCUGUCCCUAUCUCGAUUUCCUCUAGAGGCAAGUGUCCUAGAACAUUUGUGAAUUGCUUCAGGUGUGGUCACCACCCACUCAGGACUCAGACCAUAAUCCUUUUAGGUUUCCACACGCUUAGUGAAGCCUCAAGAAAGCCACGUGUGGAGCUCAGUGUUCUGAGUGGUAGCUGGCUGCUGGCACCUCUCUAGCAUUGUGCCACCUUCCUUCCUUGUGCCAAAACUGUGAGGACUUGUCUUUCUCUUUGGUGACACAGAAGUGAAACAGCCUUAUGCUCUGGUGCCUGUGGGGUCACUGCAGGUGACAGGAAGAGGGCUCCAGGUGCUAGCCAGGACCACCAGCUUCUGAAGGAACACGGGAGCUCGGCUGCAGCUGCAGGGCCCGGCCUUGUGCUUUUCUCCCAUCCCAACACUGCAGGAGAAGCCCUUGACCAACUCGUCUGUCCUGAGGAGCCAAACUUUUCUGACUAAGCAAUAAGAGGCUCAAAGCUAAUGGAGUUUUCGAGAAUUCCUUCUGCUCUCCUUUAAAUUUCCACGUUUUUUCCUUGUGGCCGAAGAGCCUGUGCCCACACCCCAGUUUGGUCAGGCUUGCCCCAGUGCUUGGUGGGAGUGGCCCUGCUGCUUCCACAUGAAGCCCCCGCAUUAUAGGCCCUGCUGUCAUCAGAACCCUGCUUGCCAACUGCAGUUCUCUACACAGGUGCCAUCCCCACUCCCCGCUUUCCAAACCCAAACAGGCUCUUUCCAUGCAGACCAGAGUCAGCAGAAAAUCGACUGUCCACUUGCUGGUUUAACUGUCUUAGGGGCAAGUGAUGCUUGCAAAACUUGCUCCUCAGAGGAAUCUGGCAGAUCCACUUUUGGAGGAAAGACUGAGGGAGCCAAUUCAUCCCAGUCUGUUACAGGGCUUGCCGCCAGUUCUCUCCAUUUCAGAUUGGUCUUUGGGAAUCAGUAGGCCACCAAGCCUGGUGUCAGCACCAACUUAAGCCAUGCCAGGAAUUUGCCGACCUGCCAGGUUCAGUUCUUUAAGGUGCCUCUUCAGGGACACAGUGUGUCUCUCUGAUUGGGCUUCUAAGUGAAAAGCCUGAUGUUCGUGUCCCUCUUAUAGGGGGAGCUUUGGACACAGGACUAGCUUGGUAAAGGGCCAGGUCAGGGUUUCUACUCUGCAUAUUGUAGAGGGGACACUGUAGGCCCGUGAGUCCCUUACUAGAGAGGUUGAGUGAACUUGACUUUCAAUUAACCUGGAACCUUCUGUUUAGCCCCCUCCUGCCUCCCGAAGAGUUUUGUGUCAGUGUACACCUCCCACCCCCACCUGGUAACAGUGCCCAAGAAGCUUCUUUGUACUAGAAGCGUGGGAGUGUCUCAAGGAAGUUGUUCCCUGGGAAAUGGAUCCCAUGCAAUUGCACUGUCCCUGCCCUGCUCCUUAGGUUCAGGAGCAGACAGGCCCACACAAGGUUUCUGUACCCAGUGGCUCAUCCCAGCUAAGUGAGGGUGGGAAGCCUAAUUUGCCCUUUGAGCCUUUAUGUGGCUUCUUAAUAAUGGCUGUUCUUCAGUCACUGUUUUUGUAAAUGGGGGCUUAGUUUUGUUUGUUUUUGUUUUUGUUUUGACAGGGUCUCAUGUAUCCCAGGCUGGCCUCUAACUUGCUAUGUAGCCGAAGAUGGCCUUAAACCUUUGAUCCUCUCUCCUCCACCUCCUGAGCGCAGGGAUUACUGGUAUGUGCCACCACACAGCUGAUGCGGUACUGGGGACCAAGCCCAGGGCCUCCUGCAUGCUAGCUAGGCAAGCAAUCUACCAACUGAGCUACAUCCUCAGCCCCUUGUUUAUUUUUUAAACACCAAUAAAUAAUAUUCUACCAGCGGGGAGAGCAGGUCGGAGGUGAGAGACCUGGCUGGCUGCCUCACUCCUGUCAUGGGGGCCUGCCUCGGGGGCAGCCCUCCACCCUGAGUACUGGUGCACUCCUUUGCCGGUUAGUCCCCUAAUUUGCCCAUUUCCCUUGCACAAUGCCAUUUGGAGGAGAGGGGUCUGCUUCCCGCUGUGACUGGGCUAUGGGAAUCUGACUACCUUGCUUCAUGAUUUGAUAAAUUUGUUGUAUUCAAAAACUUGAAGUGUAGGACACCAUUAAGUGUUUAUAUUUUUGGAAUAUUUGUACUACAAUUAAUUAAUAAAAGUUGGUUUAAAACCUA